AUUACGGACUACCAAAGCUGGUUUGGAAAAGUAAGUUUAAAGGCUUUUUGAAUGUUUGGUUGAGGUUUUACUUUACACGUGAAAAGCAAUUUUCUUUUUUUCGUACAAAGCAUCUGAGCGAGUUGUCGCUGUAUUUAUUUAUCUUUAUAUCUACUAGAAUGUUGUGUCUUGGAAUGACAGGAAAACAUUGACUUAACCCUGCAGACGUUUAGGAUAGUAGUCAGAGGAAACAUCGGCCGUCUGCGCUUCAGUAAAGGCCUAGCUGUGUUUUAUUAUAAACGUGUGGCCUUCACGCUGUUCGCUGUCUGUCACCAGUGAGCUGCGGCUGCAGCCCCACCUAAAGCUUAACACUUUCUACGGGGGGAUGUUAUCACCGUGGGUUACUCACAUAUCCAGUCCGCACAGUUCCUCCCGGCGUGAGGCUAAACAUGCACAGCGGCUCCUCCAGAGGUUCCCCGAAAGCUCCUGCUUCAGGCCGCUCCACGAUUCUACUGCACCUCCACCACGAGACACGUUUCUACCGUCAUGACCAGAACUAGUUUCUCAUUUGUCGUUAGAAUGAUGACAAAUGCCCAUUUAAGGAAUAAGCGACACAAUUAUUACAGAUUGCAGAAAGUCUGAAGUAUGGAAGAUUUUGAUUCUGGAACCAUUUACCACCAAACUCAUGUCAUCAUGCUGCAAAAUGUCCGAUCUGCUGUCAGAGCGAAUAACAGUUGUGGAGGAUCUGUACAAAAACAGAGAGCCUGUUCCAGAGAUGAAGGCCAUCUACUUCAUGCCACCAACCACUAAGUGUGUGGAUGCCCUGAUUGCAGACUUCAAAACCAAACCCAAAUAUAAAGCGGCAUAUGUUUAUUUCACCGACUAUUGUCCAGAUGAGCUGUUCAACAAAAUGAGGCUGUACUGUGCAAAGUACAUACAAGUCUGUAAGGAAAUCAACAUAUCCUUCAUGCCACAAGAGGCACAAGUGUUCACUUGUGAUAAUCCAGGUGCAUUCCGAAGCAUCUACAGUCCUAACAGUCUGGACAAAACCAAGACACUGGACACGCUUGCAGACCAGCUCGUCACUCUCUGUGCCACACUGGAUGAGUACCCCGGUGUCAGAUACAAGAAAGACAGCACCAUGGAAAAUGCCAAGAGCCUUGCAGAGCUGGUGGACACCAAACUGUCCAGACACUAUGAGCUGGAUGACAGUGGCAAGAAAAAGGAGAAGACACAGGCCCAGCUGCUGAUUGUAGAAAGAGGCUUUGACCCCAUUAGCCCCAUCUUGCAUGAGCUGACCUACCAGGCCAUGGCCUACGACCUGGUUGAUAUCCACAACGACACCUAUACGUACAAGUCUAAAGAUGGUGCUGAGAAGCAGGCUCUGCUGAAUGAGGACGACAUGCUUUGGGUCAAGCUCAGGCACAAGCACAUUGCUGAGGUGUCAGAACAACUCCCAAAAAUGUUUAAGGAAAUAUCAGCAAGUAAGAAACAGCCAGAUGGGAAGAUCACAAUUAGCAAUUUGAAUCAAAUGAUGAAAAAGAUGCCCUUUUUCCGUAAACAGGUGACUGAGAAAACAAUUCACCUGCAGUUGGCUGAGGACUGCAUGAAACAGUAUUCCAACAAUGUGGAGAAACUCUGCAAAGCUGAACAGGACCUUGCUAUAGGUUUGGAUGUGGAGGGGGUGAAAGUGAAAGAUCCCAUGAGAACCCUGCUACCUGUGUUACUCCACCAGUACAGCACCUACGACAAGAUCAGAGCAGUGCUGCUCUACAUCUUCAGCCUCAAUGGAACAACAGAUGAGAACUUGAGCAAACUCAUCCAACAUGUGAAGAUCGAGGAUGAACGAGAAUUCAUCCUGAACUGGAAGGAGCUGGGCGUCCCUAUCAUCACAUCGUCUACUUCACUCUUUUCUCGCAAACCUAAUAGACGCGAUCGCUCCCAGGAGGAGAAGUACAACCUUUCCAGAUGGACUCCUGUCAUAAAAGAUGUGAUGGAGGAUGCUGUGGAGAACAAACUGGACACCAGAGACUGGCCGCACCAGUCGGAGUCUCCUGCUGCCUGGAAUGGCUCCGGUGCUGUCAGCGCCCGUCAAAAGCACAAAGCCAGCUCUCAGGAUGAGCGGCGGACCGGCUCUCGCCUCAUCAUCUUCAUCAUAGGCGGGAUCAGCUUCGCUGAGAUGCGAUGUGCCUAUGAGGUCACCCAGGCUGUCAAAUCCUGUGAGGUCAUCAUAGGGUCUUCCCACAUUUUGACCCCUAGAAAACUUCUGGAUGACAUCAAGUCCCUGAGCAAACGCCCAGUGGAGCCUUUAACAGUAGAGGAAAGGAGCAGUGCCUAAGAAAGUUGUCCCUGCCCAUAACAAUCCCUCAAACCACUUCUGGCUCCCUACAUAUCAUAUCACUCAGCACAGUGUACUCAACUCAGUUUACUUCAUGCAAACCAGGAGGGAAUCAAACUUAUACCCAUCUUUAUACUUUAAUAUUCAAAAUUUAUAUUUCAAACCUAGCACACACAAGGACAACUUGUGUUUUAUGCAGCUUUUCCCAUCUGAAUGUUGCCUGUUCAUCCUACUAAUAACAUUUUACGUACAAAUAGUCUAACCCAACUUUGUCGUUAGAAAUACAGCGUUACACGUUUAGAUUAACAGCCAAUGUAUAUACUUUACGUAAGCACUAUGUUUGUGCUCCGCCUUUUUGAUUGUUGUUUGUUUUUGCACUCUGUUUUAUAAAACCCUAAUGUACUUUCAAAGUGUUUUAACAGAUUAUAAAGAUUAUUCCUUGUUUUUCUCUAAUAAAUGGAUGCAGUGGAUCACA
Betta splendens (Siamese fighting fish) is the source of this 2792-nucleotide messenger RNA. RefSeq names its product syntaxin binding protein 3 (gene stxbp3). Gene Ontology annotation, molecular function: syntaxin binding. The coding region runs from base 665 to 2317 and encodes 550 amino acids. Gene Ontology annotation, cellular component: plasma membrane; secretory granule. Gene Ontology annotation, biological process: neurotransmitter secretion; vesicle-mediated transport; intracellular protein transport. The record is from RefSeq and is a predicted model, not a curated record. NCBI's taxonomy places the organism in Eukaryota, Metazoa, Chordata, Actinopteri, Anabantiformes, Osphronemidae. The transcript has 19 exons.